Cryptomeria japonica (Japanese cedar) is the source of this 1371-nucleotide messenger RNA. RefSeq names its product BAG family molecular chaperone regulator 6-like. Gene Ontology annotation, molecular function: protein-folding chaperone binding. Gene Ontology annotation, biological process: protein folding. The coding region runs from base 1 to 1371 and encodes 456 amino acids. The record is from RefSeq and is a predicted model, not a curated record. NCBI's taxonomy places the organism in Eukaryota, Viridiplantae, Streptophyta, Pinopsida, Cupressales, Cupressaceae. Gene Ontology annotation, cellular component: plasmodesma. The transcript has a single exon.
AUGGAUAAUCCUUUGUUCGGUGGGUCUUGGGAUCGAGUCCCUGAAGGGCGAUCUUAUCAAAGGCCGCAUUACUAUCAUCCAAACCCUUACGCUGCAAAUUCGUACGCAACUCCAGUAAAAUCGGAGAGCACGCCCAAGGUAAAGGCCAAGAAGGUCGUCUCAAUUCCAAUCAAUUUCGUCGAUUCUGAGACACCCAAAUCCAAAAAGGCGCCCGCCAUGGACGAAAAUACAGCGGCUGUAAAAAUUCAAUCGGCUUUCCUAGGGUUUUGUGUGAGGAAGUCAAGGCCUCUGAACAAAUUGAGGGUUAUAAUGAAAACCAAGGCAGAGGCUGCAGAAAUUCGGAGGCGUGUGAAUGACGAACAUGUUGUGGAGUUGAUCAGACGAGAUGAGAAGGAGCGGGUGAAAAUGACGGAGUGGAUCAUGUCUCUACUGCUCAGGCUCGACGAAAUUCAGGGAGUGAUUCCUUUUGUGCGGGAAUCAAGAAAGGCUGUGAUUCGUGAGCUGGUUAACUUGGAAGAGACUGUAGAUGACAUAAUUGCACCCAAAUCCAGGCAAGAUGCUGCUACAGAAGUUUCAGUAACUUCUGAAGCGACAGUGGAGGAUUGCACCAUUGUUGAAGAAAAUGGAUCUGCUAGGUGCUUGGAGGAGAAUCCCAAUGAGGAAUUCAAGAGCAAGGAGUUGCCAGGUGGAGCAAUUGAGGUCUCUGUGAGUAGUGAAAAAGCAUUAGCAGAGGAGUCUUUGCCUUCUCCAAUGCGAGAUUUGCAAAUUGAGGCUUCCCCUGAAGAAGACAAUAAUAACAUUGGAGUAGAAGUUUUUGAACAGAGCUCUUCUGAAGCUGGAAAAACAAUGGUUGAUGUUGUUGAUAAAGAUGCAGAGAAUUUGAAAAGAAACAAAGUUGAUCCAUCACCUGCAAUCCCUUGCACAGAGGAAGGUGUUCAGUUAGGAAAUUCAAGGGAUGAUGAAAACCCUUGUAAAUCUCUAGGCUUGUUGGAGACUGAUGCAUCACCUGCAAUCCCUUGCACAGAAGAAGGUAUUAAAACAGGAAAUUCAAGGGAUGAUGAAGGAGCAGGGGAUAAGAUGACAGAGCAAGUAAAGGCCAUUGAAGAUAUUGGCUUGGUAAGAGAAGAGAAUGAGAAAUUAAUGAGGAGUGUAUCUGAUCUGUUGAAGAAAAGUGAGAAACAGAAUGAGAUUAUUCAUGAUCUGAGUCUGCGAGUUUCACAGUUGGAAGAGCAAGUAUCUCGGUGCAACAAAAAGAAAAAGGUUGGGGAUGGAAAGAUGAAAAGUGGUGGAUCUAAAAAGGAAAGAGAUGCACAUACAAACAACAGGAGGAGAAAAUCUGAGAGAUCCUGUUUUAUGGAGGAUUGGUUUUGA